AUGGCACCGCUGUCUCCAGGGCCAUGUGGCAGCCCUCCACUGUCCUCUCUGUCACCCAAGAGGACCCCCUUUCAGACUUUAGGGUCUCUGUCACCAGGAAUGUUGUCCCCUUCGCUUGGUAACGGCUCCUCUCUUCAAUGGAAACAGGCCUCGUCUCCAAUAAGAUCACCGAGCCCGUCCAUUAUGACCUCCCCAAAACUCUGGCAGAAAGCAUCCAUCUCCAGACUCGCUGAAGAGUUUUUCUGGAUUGGUGGCAGUGUGGUCGCACAGCCAAAAUGGAGACUGGGUCAGAUAGUAAUUAUCGAUUCCAUCCAUGAAGUCUGUGAGGGGAAAAAAUCUGAGAUCUUCAGGCGGUACGCUGACAAUCGCUUUGACCCAAACUGCUGCUUCAGUAUUUACUAUGGGGAGCGAGUUAAGUCCCUGGACCUGGUCACCACAAACGCAGAGGAGGCCCGGACCUGGAUCACUGGGCUGAAAUACCUCAUGGCGGGCAUCAGUGAUGAAGACAUUCUGGCCCGGAGGCAACGCACCCGUGAUCAGUGGUUACAGCAGACCUUCUCUGAAGCUGACAAAAAUGGAGAUGGCACCUUGAGCAUCGGAGAGGUUCAUCAGCUGCUGCACAAACUGAAUGUGAAUCUACCCAAGCAGAAAGUCAGAGAGAUGUUUCAAGAAGCAGACACAGAUGACAACCAAGGCUCUCUGGGCUUUGAAGAAUUCUGUUCGUUCUACAAGAUGAUUUCAACACGCAGAGACCUCUACCUGAUACUCAUCUCUAACAGCAAUCAGAAAGAAGUCAUGGAUCUGCAAGACCUUACACAUUUCAUGGAAAAUGAUCAGAAGAUGCGAGGUGUGACCAAAGACCAUCUAGUUGAUGUAGUGGCCAGGUUUGAGCCAUGUCCUGAAAACCUGCAGCGUAUGGUACUUGGUAUUGAUGGUUUUACCAACUUCAUGAGGAGUCCUGCAGGUGACAUCUUUAACCCUGAGCACAAUCAGGUGAACCAGGACAUGACUCAGCCUCUGACUAACUACUUCAUUUCCACCUCACACAACACAUACCUGACAGGAGACCAGCUGCUGUCCCAGUCUAGAGUGGAAAUGUACGCAUAUGUUCUCCAGGCAGGCUGUCGCUGUGUGGAGGUCGACUGCUGGGACGGGCCUGAUGGGGAGCCCAUUAUUCACCAUGGCUACACGUUGACAUCCAAAAUACUCUUCAAAGAUGUUGUUGAAACAAUCAACAAAUAUGCUUUCACAAAGUCACAGUACCCAGUGAUCUUGUCCAUCGAGAACCACUGUACAGUCCCUCAGCAGAAGAAAAUGGCUGAGUAUCUGAAAGAGGUACUGCAAGAUAAACUGGAUCUCUCUUCUGUCAAUGUGAAUGAAUGCAAAAAGCUGCCCUCACCUGAGAUCCUGAAAGGGAAAGUUUUAGUCAAGGGAAAAAAGCUGCCAGCAAACCUUGAUCCCGAUGCAGAGGAGGGGGAUGUAUCUGAUGAAGAUACUGGUGAUGAGGAAGAAGACGAAGAAGAUGAAGAUGAUGAUAAUGCCCAGAGGAAAAAGAGAAGUAGGACGAAAAACAUAGCAACAACUGAUGUCGAGUCAGACUGUAACAGCAGCAAGGAGAGGGCACAAAUUGUUUACCAUCCCAAGAAGAGGAAAACAAUGAGGUUGUCCAGAGCCCUGUCUGACCUGGUCAAAUACACAAAAUCGGUCAGAGUACAUGACAUAGAAACACAAGGGUUUACAAACAGCUGGCAGGUAUCAUCCUUAAAUGAGACAGUUAUGAACCAGAUCUUACAGCUGAAGCCGACUGAGUUGGUCCGUUUAAACCAACGGCAACUUCUAAGAGUGUACCCAUCAAACUACAGGGUGGACUCAAGCAACUUUAACCCACAGCCAUACUGGAAUGCAGGAUGUCAUAUGGUUGCAUUGAAUUACCAAACAGAGGGCCGUAUGCUUGAACUGAAUCGAGCCAAGUUCUCAACCAAUGGAAACUGUGGGUACAUUCUAAAGCCAAAGUGCAUGCGCAAAGCUGCCUUUAACCCAACAAUGGAGGAACCUCUAGCAGGACAUAAAAAGACUCAGUUAGUGCUGAAGAUCAUCAGUGGACAGCAACUUCCGAAACCCAAAGACUCCAUGUUUGGAGACAGAGGAGAGAUCAUCGAUCCCUUUGUCGAGGUGGAGAUAAUCGGUCUACCAGUAGAUUGUUCCAAGCAGCAGACCAGAGUGGUGGAUGAUAAUGGUUUCAACCCAAUGUGGGAGGAGACCCUCGUCUUCGACAUUCAAAUGCCACAGCUUGCCCUGGUGCGUUUCCAGGUGUGGGAUCAUGAUCCUAUUGGACGAGAUUUUAUAGGGCAGAGGACUGUCGCUUUCACCAGUAUGCUGCCAGGUUUCCGGCACGUUUAUCUGGAGGGAAUGGCUGAGUCAUCCAUCUUUGUUCACGUGGCUAUCAAUGACAACUCAGGAAAGAUUAAACCAUCAAAUGCGGUGCAUGCGGCCAGAAAACACAUCCAAAAAGCAGCCAAGAAGCACAUAAAGGGUCAACAAAGGCAAACCUCUCUGGAUUCCUCUGUCCUAUCCUCAGAGGACGGACGUUCUCUGUACUUUCGCAAGGAUCUGGACACCAUCUCUCAGGAAAGCUGGAAUGGGGAUAUGUCUCCUCUGGUACUCGGGCCAGCAGCCAAGGCUGCCAUCCACAAAGGGGCCCUCAGUGAGCCACUGAGGCGAGCUCACAGAGUUAAAAUUCAUGAACCACCAGAGACAAGGAGAGGGAUCUUCAGCCGGAUGUCCUCCACUGACUCCCACCACAUGGGGUCUUCUUCCUGUUUCAGAGCAGAUAGCUUUGACUUUGAGACUCUUCAGACUUCUUAUCCUGAUGGUCUUGCUCUCGACAGCCAUAAUCGAAUUGAAGAAGAACUAGAGAAUGAACCAGAGUCAAACUGUGCUGAGCAGGAGACCAGUGACACCCUUGAACCAGAGCAGCCUGAACAAUUUGAGGAAUUACCAACAGAGCAACAGCCAGUCAAGGACAUUUCUCUGGAACCUGAGCAACCACCAGAGAUUCAGAGUUGGACUGCUUCCCUUCCUCUGCCAAGGACUGAGCCACAGCCUCUGAGCCAGUAUGAGGCCAAAUUUUUUCAACUUAUCCCACCAUCUUCCCCUCCCAGGGUGAGACGGACCUUAGAGGCUCCAGUCACCCCUCUGCCAUCCACACUGAUACAAACAAAGGCCAGAUCACGCAGUUGCCCCCGGAGACAGAUUUCCUCUCCUCAGACUCCUAUGGUGAACCGCAGACCUGCUCUUCACUGGCAGACACAGCGAGCACAAAGUGAGGGCAGUUACAGCAGCAGGGUGAGGCCCAUUCCCAACGGCCUCUGCUUGUCUGACAGCUCUUCUAGCAGCAGUGAAGGCAGUUUAGACAGCCUGGAAUUUGUGUCCUCCGGUGUGCCAGACAGUACAGACCAAAAUGAAGGCACUCUGCAGAGGGAGAUGAGGGCCCUUUUUGACCGGAGGAUGAGCGAGAUUCGGUGUAAAUCUCCACUUUUUCUAAAUGAUUAG
This is a messenger RNA of Labrus bergylta (ballan wrasse), 3552 nucleotides long. The record is from RefSeq and is a predicted model, not a curated record. Lineage: Eukaryota; Metazoa; Chordata; Actinopteri; Labriformes; Labridae.